AAAUGUUCUUUAAUUAGACCAAUACAUCAACAGGCACAACACAGCGUUUUUUCAGAGCCCCACACCUAAUACUCAGGCACAAUCCCACGCUCCCAGGACCGCAAAGCGCUCAGAGGGCAGGCUUGGCACGUGGGUGGAGUCUAGGGAGCUGGGACGUGGUAGCGGAGCAUGCCGGGAAUCGUAGUCUAUGUCUGCCUUCCCUCAGGGUCCGAUGGGAGUUGUAGGCCACGGCUUUCGCACAGCAUGCCGGAAAUUGUAGUCCGCCCUAGCGCGCGGCCAGGAGCGCGCUUUCCCACUGACGGGGCUGCGCUCGAGUACUCUUCCGCCCGAACCGAGAAAGUUUCGGUUCUGCCCGGCCGGGAACCCAAGAGCGACCUCUUCUUCCCUGGACAGGUGCCACAUGCUGUAUGACAGCUGCUGACAAGACGGCCACAGAGUGCACCAGCCCAGCCUCUCCCAACUGUGGACACAGCGGGACUCGCUAUGGCCUCCAGCGGCGCCGAGGGCCAGCUGCAGAGAAUCAUCCAUGACCUGCAAGAUGCAGUGACAGAACUAAGCAACGAGUUUAAGGAAGCAGGAGAGCCCAUCACUGACGACAGCACCAGCUUGCACAAGUUCUCUUACAAGCUUGAGUACCUCCUGCAGUUCGACCUGAAAGAGAAGGCCAGCCUGCUGGGCACCAAGAAGGACUACUGGGACUACUUCUGUGCCUGCCUGGCUAAGGUGAAGGGCGCCAACGAUGGUAUCCGCUUUGUCAAGUCCAUCUCUGAGCUCCGGACGUCACUGGGCAAAGGAAGAGCCUUUAUCCGCUACUCGCUGGUCCACCAGAGGCUCGCGGACACCUUGCAGCAGUGCUUCAUGAACACCAAGGUAACCAGCGACUGGUACUAUGCGAGGAGCCCCUUUCUGAAGCUGAAGCUGAGCUCCGACAUCGUGGGCCAGCUCUAUGAACUGACCGAGGUACAGUUUGACCUGGCGUCGAGAGGCUACGACCUGGACGCUGCUUGGCCCACAUUUGCCAGGAGGACACUGGCGCCCGGCCCCUCUGCAUACCUGUGGAAGGCCCCCAGCCGCAGCUCCAGCGUGAGCAGCCUGGUGAGCAGCUACCUGCAGACCCAGGAGAUGGCCUCCAGCUUCGACCCGAGCAGUCCCCUGAACAACGAGGCUCUAGAGGGCUUUGACGAGAUGCGGCUAGAGCUGGACCAGCUGGAGGUGCGGGAGAAGCAACUGCAGGAGCGCGUGCAGCAGCUGGACCGGGAGAACCAGGAGCUGCGGGCGGCGUUCAGCACACAGCAGGAGCAGCUGCCGGUGGAAAAGCAGCAGGGGCAUGCUGCCCCGGAGGACCUCAGCCACCUCCUGAGGCUGGAAGCUGAGCUCCGGAAGCAGUGGGAGGUCACCCAGGCCACGCAGAAUGCUGUCAAGGAGCUGCAGGUGUGCCUUCAGGCCCUGGAUCAGGAUACAGCCAAGGAGGAGCACAGCUCUGCCCUGCAGCACCUGGAGGCCACACUGCAGCCCCUGGCACAGGAGCUCAAGGCUGCCCAGGACUCCCUGGGCAAGAGCCAGCUUCUCUCCAGCCUCUCGGACUGGUUAACUAGGGCUGAGCAGAGAGCAGAUACAGCCCAGGACACAAAAGGACAGCAGGAGCACAGCCAGACUGACUCAGCCCUAAAUCUUCAGAGGCUGGAGGAGAAGCUCCGGUCCCUGGAAGGGGAGAGCACCAAGAUCCGGGAGCUCAACCAGCAGCAGAGCACACAGCUGGUGCAGCUGGCCACCGAGCUGCAGCUGAAGGAGGAAGCCCGGGCUGGCCUGGAGCGUCAGGUGCAGGAGAUGGCCCUACUCCACAAAGAGCCGUCCAGGGAGGGGCAGGAGGCAACCCAGCUCCAGCAGCACUUGCAGGAGUCGCUAGCCCGCUUGAGCUUGCUGGAAGAGGAGCUGGCAAGGCUGAGGCAGGAGGAGCAGCUACAACGGGAAGAGAAAGAGGUGCUGGCACAGGAGGCCCAGUCCCUGAGUCGGCAGCUGCAGCUCCUGGAGUCCCAGCUGGCACAGGCCAGCCAGCACGUGAGUGAGCUGGAGGAGCAGAAGAGGCAGCUCACUCAGGACAAGGACCACCUCAGCCAGAAAGUGGAGGCCCUGGAGCGACUGGCUGGGCAGACAGCUCCAGAACCACCUGUGGCUGGUGAGCGAGGAGAGGCCCCUGCCACCUCAGUCUCCACCCUGCAGCACGCUGAUGAGAAGCCAGAAGAGGGGCACAGGGGUGGUACCGAGGUGCCAGCAGCUGGACAGGAGGAGGAACUCCUCCAGGCCAACCAGGAGUUGCAGAGGGAGCUGCAGAACAUGGCGGGGCGCAAUCAGCUGCUGGAGGACAAGCUGCAGGCCCUGCAGGCCGACUACCAGGCACUGCAGCAGCGGGAGGCGUCCAUCCGGGGCUCUCUGGCCUCCCUGGAGGCUGAGCAGGCCAGCAUCCGGCACCUCGGCGACCAGAUGGAGGCAAGCCUGCAGGCCGUGCAGAAGGCCAAGAAGGCCAUGAAGGCACAGGUGGCUGAAAAGGAAGCUGCUCUGCACAGCAAGGAGGACGAGUGCCGGCAGCUGCGGGAGGAGGCCGUGCAGUGCCGGCAGCUGGCCGAGUCCCGGGACGCGGAUCUCAAAGUCCUCUCCAACGAGUGCCGCCACCAGGCCCAGCUAAUCGAGGCCCUCCAGGCGGAGAAGGGCCAGCAGGGGCUCAUUACACCCCAAGAUGGUGCUGCACAGCUGGCGCUGGCCCAGGCACAGCUUGAAGUCCACCAGGGAGAGGCCCAGCGGUUGCGGGCUGAGCUGGUAGACCUGCAGGCCAAGCUCCAGGCGGCCCUGAGCAGCCAGGACAAGGCGCAGAGCCAACUGAGGGUGGCUGAGGAGGUGCUGAAGGAGCACAGGAUGCUGGUGCAGCAGCUGCAGGAGCAAAAUGAGGAGCUCAACAGGACCCACAUUCAGGAGCUCCUGCAGUGCUCUGCAGCUCGGGAAGGGCCGCAGCAGGAGGGCAAGGCUGGGGCAGCUCAGCAGCAAGUGCCGGAGGUGCAGGCUCUGCAGGAGGAGCUGGCGCGGGCCACGCGCUGCUCCGAGGAGGCCCGGCUGGAGAACGCCGAGCUGCAGGAGCAGCUGCACCGGGCCAACACAGACACCGCCGAGCUGGGCAUCCAGGUCUGCACCUUGACUGCGGAGAAGGAGCGUGUGGAGGGAAAGCUCCGCGAUUGCCAAGAGGCCGCCUCCCGCGAGCGAGAGCACCUGGAGCGCCACGUGGCAGGGCUGCUACAGGAGACAGCGAGCCUGCAGGAGAAGCUGACAGUGGCCGAGGACGCCGCAGGCUCCCUGGCCAACCUGCAGGCCCAGCUGGCACAGGCUGAGCAGCGGGCACAGAGCCUCCAGGAGGCUGCGUGCCAGGAGCACGACACCCUCAAGUUCCAGCUGAGUGCUGAAAUCAUGGACCAUCAGAGGAAGCUGAAGGCUGCCACUGAAGAGUGCAGGAGCCUCAGAGCCCAGCUUGAGCAGCAAGGCCAGCAGCUGCAGGCUGCCGAAGAGGCUGUGGGCAAGCUGCAGGCCACCCAGGCGGACAUGCAGGAGAGGCUGAGCUCUACCAGCAACUGUCUUGCCGAGUGUCAGGCUGCCGUGGUCCAGAAAGACAAGGAGGCAGCAGCCCUGCAGGACCGUCUAGAAAGGACCCAGCAGGAGCUGGAGGUCGCCACCACCAGAGUCCAGGAGUACUGCAACAGACUCCGCCAGGAGGCCAGCGAGCGGGAGCAGAGCGACCAGAAGCUGCUGGCAGACCUGGACGACCUGAACAGAACUAAGAAGUUCCUGGAGGAGCGGCUGAUAGAGCUGCUCAGGGACAAGGACGCACUGUGGCAGAAGUCUGAUGCCCUGGAGUUCCAGCAGAAGCUCAGCACUGUGGAGCGGUGGCUCGGGGACACGGAGGCCACCCACUGCCUCGACUGCAAGCGCGAGUUCAGCUGGAUGGUGCGGCGGCACCACUGCAGGGUGUGCAGCCGCGUCUUCUGCUACUACUGCUGCAAUAACUACGUGCUGACCAAGCCCGGCGGCAGGAAGGAGCGCUGCUGCCGUGCCUGUUUCCGCAAGUUUAGCGAAGGCCCAGGCUCCCCCAGCAGCUCUGACUCGACCACCAGCCAAGGAGACCCCAGCCCCAGGCUGUCCCCGGCCCACACUGGGACCCAGGCCACAGGAAGCCAAGGGGCUGACUACAGGCAGCCAGAUGAUGCUGUGUUUGACAUCAUCACGGACGAGGAGUUGUGCCAGAUCCAGGAAUCCGGCUCCUCUUUGCCAGAAACUCCCACGGAAACCGACUCUCUGGACCCGAGCAUGGCCGAACAGGACACCACCUCAAACUCACUGACUCCUGAGGACACUGAGGACGUGCCCGUGGGGCAGGACACCGAGAUCUGCCUGCUGAAGUCCGGGGAGCUGAUGAUCAAGCUACCCCUGACUGUGGACGAGAUCGCCAGCUUCGGUGAGGGCAGCAGGGAGCUGUUCGUGCGGUCCAGCACCUACAGCCUGAUCCCCAUCACAGUGACCGAGCCAGGCCUCACCAUCAGCUGGGUCUUCUCCUCUGACCCCAAAAGUAUCUCCUUCAGUGUGGUCUUCCGGGAGGCAGAGGACACACCCCUGGACCAGUGCAAGGUCCUCAUCCCCACGACCCGGUGCCACUCCCACAAGGAGAACAUCCGGGGCCAGCUGAAGGUGCGCUCGCCCGGCAUCUACAUGCUCAUCUUUGACAACACCUUCUCCAGGUUCAUCUCCAAGAAGGUGUUUUACCACCUGACGGUUGACCGGCCUGUGAUCUACGACGGCAGUGACUGCCCGUAGCACCAGGCACCCGGACUCCUUGGUGUCACUUCUUGGUGUCACCGCAUCUACAGGAAACACUACUCUUCCUCCCAUCACAUGAAGCCCAAGAAAAAGAAAAGAAGCAGAGCAAGCCCACCAGCCCAGCCUUGCAGCCCGCAGCUCUGCCCUCAGCCCCCGAAUGUCCUCUCCACCUGAGGCUCCUAAGGGCUUGGUGACACUUCCCCUGCUGUGACCCACCUGUCCUCAUCCCAGGGACGCCUCCCAGAGGUUCCACCUCUCCUAGAAAACAGCUGGUCAGAGCUGAGCUCGCUCCCAGUGGUGCCCUGUGGCCUCGGUCCAGGUGCCCUAGGCACACCCCAUGCCUCCCAGGACGAGGCCACAGGACUAGGGUACAGGGCUGGGGGUCCUCCCACCACCCCUGCCAGCCCCUCCUCCAGUCGCUCGCUGUGACCUAAGUGUGGGGUUAGUGCACGAGCACUCAGAUGGGGAGGGGCCACUCGGCCACGCUGUCCUCAUGGCCUUGCCCGGGUACCUCUGUCCUUCAGCAGCGUCUGUGCUCAGCCAGGCCCCUGAGAGCUCAGCAUGCCCCGAAGGCCAGCGUGCUCGGGGCCUCCGGGGCCGGGGAGCUCGAGACCCGAGCAGCACUGUGUGCACAUCUCCUGCUCCUGGCCUGGCUGUUCAUGCACAGGGACGCCUGCCUCGCCCGCAGACACCUGUGUACCAGUGAUCAGAGCCAGGCAAGAGCCACUUUCACACACCUUGAACAAGUCUUCAGUAUGAAGUCGCAGAGGAAACAGGCCAUAACUUACUCUCGUCCCCCCCCCCCCCCCCCCGCCAGUGUCCCGGCCUAUGUGCCCACUUCCUUCUCUAACAGGAAGCAGAUGCUCUGCCAUUCCCCGGGGUCCUUCUCCACCCCCUGGGAGCUCCUGCUCAAUGGCCUCUGUCCCCUAUACAGCUGGCCACCUGCAGUCCAGCCCGUGCUAUGUCCACAGGUGUGCAGAGCGUGGGACACAGUGGCCUGCUGCAGCCAGGGGCGAGGACAGAGCCCUGCCAAGCUGGCUAUAGGGCUCUUUGCUGGACCAGCCAUAUCGCCACACCACCCUGUCUACCCCAAGCUGUGACUCACUGCCAGGGAGGCCAGGCCAGGUCCAGCCCAGACCCCAGGCCUCCAGGGUGCCCAGCCUUGGCCACAACACCAGCAAAGAAGACACUUGUGGGUCACGGGUGAGAGGACUCGGAAGGGUCAGGGCCGUGGCCUCUGCAGGGGCAUGUUGUGCAGAGCCCAGCUGCUCAGCACAGGGCAGAAAGCCUCCCAGCCUGAGUGUCCUCUCCAGCGUGCCUGGGGCCUGAGUGUCUCGGGGACAGACUACCCCGCCUGAGACCCCCUGCCCUCUUACACAGGCCAUCGGAAGUUGGCCGCGAGCUAACAGGAGUGCCCGGCACAGCCCGGAAUCUGCUGCCAGUGCUGGCCAAGCCAAUGGCCCCUCGCUGAUCUCAUUGCCACCCCAUGCAGCAGGAACCACCUGUCCCUGAGUAGCUGCCAUGUGGGCUGGGCAGGCCCUGAGGCACCCCUCUGAGUUCCAUUCUGGCCAUCGCCACUGUCAUGGUGGGGGUGAGCACCAGUUCAGAGACCUGUGUUCAGGUUCAGCUGUCUGAAGCCACCCAAACUGCUCCUGGAGGACAGCCUGGCCUUGGUCACUUCCUCUUGGCCUCAGCAUGUUCAUUUCUUAUGCUGAGCAGACACUCGUACAGUGUUAACUCACCGCGCAGUCCCAGUUUGCAGUUCAGUCUGUGGCUACAUACAGACCACCUCACUGGCCUAUUUAAGGCUGACUUACACACAUAGCUUUAUGCUUACUCUAAACCGUUCCCAACUGUACUGAGGUUUAGAGCUUGAGGUCAUUUUUUAAAAUGCAAAUGACAACUGAGCCACUGCUGAUGGCUAUGGCCUGGCUAGAUGCAGCUAUGCCAGAAGUCAGAGCAGCUGUCCAGACCCUGGGCCACUACCCCUUGCUGGCCUCCCUCUCUGAAAGACAAGAGACCUGCCAGAUACGUGCUCACCCACCAGCAAGGCAGCGGGGUCCCCACAGAGCCCCAGGCUGGUGACCCAGCUGCAGGUGGCAUGGCCAAAGCAGGCAGGUUUGACCUCAGGAAUCUGGGACUACAAAACCCCACAGGCUCAGGAAGUGGCAACGCAGAGACACAUCAUAUAACUCAGAAAUGAAGGGGUGGUGUUUCUGAGCACUCGAGGGUCACCUGCAGCAGGGAGGCGCUCCAGGCCUAGGAGUAUUCGUACAAGGGUGCAGUCUCAAGUCUGGUGGACAUUCUGGGGCACCAUAUAGGAGUUUCAUUUUUAAAGUCUGUCUGGUAUCCUUCGGACUGAGAAGCCGUUCUUGAUUCAGCAUUGGGGAUCGGAGCACAAUGAAGCCAUCUGAGGUGCUCAGAACCAAGGGCCAUCUCGCGCUCUAGCCCUGAGACCCUGCUCAGGGCUACGAAGACCAGCACUCAGCGGGGCUCAGGGAGCUUUUGCAUCAUUGCAGUCCUUCCAAGGAAGCAGGAAAGACGGGACUAAUGAGUCCCUCUUCCCUCCUAAGCACUUUUCUUGAUCAAGUAGAGCUCUACAAUUUCAGGGAGCAUCUCUGAUAGACCAAAGCAAAGCAAAAACAAUGGCUUCCCUAGAGCCUUAUGGUGCGUGUUCUCCAGAGAUGCUGCCUGGGGCUGCAGGGACGUCCGUCCUGGGGCAGAGGCUUGGAAAUCAGAAUGCACUUUACUGCCCCUCACUUCCAAGGCCUUAGGACAGUGGGCAAGGGCGCCCGUGUCACUCUUACCCACCAAAGAAUCACCCAGUGGUGUCAGAUACCAGCAGCAGCCCCAUGGGGGGGCCAAGACACUUGUAUCCUAGACCCUGUUCCUUUAUAGUGUCUGCUAAGCCGUUUGGAAAUACUUUUAACCUCAGGACUAUAAGUAAACACUAUGACAUCG
Messenger RNA from Octodon degus (degu), 7815 nucleotides. It is a transcript of the gene Fyco1, whose product is annotated as FYVE and coiled-coil domain containing 1. NCBI's taxonomy places the organism in Eukaryota, Metazoa, Chordata, Mammalia, Rodentia, Octodontidae. The transcript has 18 exons. Gene Ontology annotation, molecular function: metal ion binding. Gene Ontology annotation, biological process: positive regulation of autophagosome maturation; plus-end-directed vesicle transport along microtubule. The record is from RefSeq and is a predicted model, not a curated record. Gene Ontology annotation, cellular component: lysosome; late endosome; autophagosome. Bases 484 to 4851 code for a protein of 1455 amino acids.